AAUAAAAUGCCUUCUUCUCAGAGCCCCAAGUUUCAUUGGCUACGCUGAAGCCAGGAAACCACAGGGUGAAAUUUCUACUGAUGGAGGACUCCGAGAAGAAGCUGAACCAGAAGAGUGACGGCAAACCACGGAAAGUACGAUUUAAAAUCUCCUCCUCCUACAGUGGCAGAGUGUUGAAGCAGGUCUUUGAGGAUGGGCAGGAAUUAGAGUCGCCAAAGGAGGAAUACCCUCACAGUUUUCUCCAAGAGUCCCUUGAACCAAUGGAUGGCGUUUACGGGUCUGGGGAGGCCCCCAAGCCCCGACCAUACUCCCCUAAGCUGACUGCUCAGAGGAUCAGCGUUUUUAGAGAAGGCAAUGCCUACACUUUGGCGGGCGGCCAGUCUUUCUUCAAUGAUUACAAGGCGAAUGACCAUAAGUCCCCACCUAUUAUAGAUUUUGGAAAGAUAAUCAUCUACACGAACAACCUGAAAAUCAUCCGAACCCCAAUGGACAAGAGAGACUUCAUGAGGAAAAUGCUCCAGAAGGAAGAGGAGGCCGAGGAGGAGUCUCUGAUGAGCAAAGAAGAAAUCUGUGGAGACAGCGGCCUGAAUGAUGGGCAUUUGCCAGACACGGAAAGCACAUUCCCCCAUAACCAGUACCCACAGGAAGGGGAGCUUCCCGAGGACAACUGUUUUCACUGCCGAGGGUCGGGCAGUGCCACCUGCUCUCUGUGCCACGGCAGCAAGUUCUCCAUGCUGGCCAACAGAUUUAAGGAGUCCUAUCGGGCCCUGCGGUGCCCUGCCUGCAAUGAGAACGGCCUGCAGCCUUGCCAGAUUUGCAAUCAAUAGCCUGUGGCUUUGUAUGUCCGCUGUUAUCGCAUCCUUCCUGAAGUUACUGCUUAUAAACCCCCUCCUUCUCUUCCCUCUCCCAGCAAGGAAGCCACAGUGGCUACCACCACUUCCACCACUGGCAAAACUCAAUUACUUGAUGACAUUUCGUGAGGCUGGUAACAUCUCCAUGUGGUUCUAAGUGGCAGAGGCAUUUUCGAAUUAGAGUCGGCUUUGAAACGGGUUCUAAAAUUAUCCUUCCAGGAACGUGUGCGUGUAUCUUACUUGGCUUAGCUCGGUUUUUUCCUUACACUAGUGAGCAAAUAAAUGCACAUUACAGGCAGCAGGUUGAAGUCAUUUUCUGGUUGGGAAUUAUUUUGCACAAUUAUGCCAUGAGAAAGGGAUAAAAAAGUAAGAGUAAAAAAGGCAGGUUUCUGAUUAACUGAAUUUCUGUUGCAUAUAAUGCAUUUCAAAUCAUCAUUGGUCAGAUUUAAUUUUUAAUUAAGCAGAAGAGGAAAGGGAUGCCCGAUGCAGAAUGUACCAGCAGGCCACUGAAAACAAAGCAACAUGUAUAUGCUUCGUGCUGAAGAUGGGCAAGCUGAGGAGGCCUUUCCUUCAAAGUCCUGAGUCUCUCCUGUGUGAUGUGCUUGGGUGAUAUUCACGCAGGCAGUGAGCAGUGCUGCUUCUUAAGACCAGAUGAGAUAAGACACUCCUACAUAUGCCUCUAAACUGCUGAGGCUAUAAGCCAAGUCAGAACUACUUAGGAUAAAUUUGGUGCUUAAGUAUGUGUGUGUGACAUGACUUCUUCCAACCCCUGAAUUAUCAGCAGAUAAAUACAUGUAUUUUAAGUCUAGGAUAUAGGCACAACCUCUUCAAAAAAGACUGGAUAUUUUUAUAGUUAUCUAUUAGAAACCUCUAAAAAAAAAACCAAGGAUGAUUUUUAAGAAUUUUCAUU
This is a messenger RNA of Leopardus geoffroyi (Geoffroy's cat), 1761 nucleotides long. It is a transcript of the gene GRXCR2, whose product is annotated as glutaredoxin and cysteine rich domain containing 2. The record is from RefSeq and is a predicted model, not a curated record. The coding region runs from base 81 to 827 and encodes 248 amino acids. NCBI's taxonomy places the organism in Eukaryota, Metazoa, Chordata, Mammalia, Carnivora, Felidae. The transcript has 3 exons. Gene Ontology annotation, biological process: sensory perception of sound. Gene Ontology annotation, cellular component: stereocilium base; microvillus; stereocilium shaft.